Haliotis rufescens (red abalone) is the source of this 1963-nucleotide messenger RNA. Its product is annotated as CD109 antigen-like. Bases 57 to 1856 code for a protein of 599 amino acids. The record is from RefSeq and is a predicted model, not a curated record. NCBI's taxonomy places the organism in Eukaryota, Metazoa, Mollusca, Gastropoda, Lepetellida, Haliotidae. Gene Ontology annotation, cellular component: extracellular region. The transcript has 15 exons.
AACAAGGAAGAAGUUUAUCUUUCAUCGUCCCGGUCACAUUCAGCAGCCUUGGCACCAUGAAGGUCACUGUAACAGCUAUUGGCAAUUUCAAUGGUGUUUCAGAUUCUGUUGAAAAGGAGCUUGUUGUCAAGCCCCAGGGUGCCCCACAACACUACAACCUACCAGUUGUCCUAGAUCUCAACUCAGCACAUUCUGUGGUUGACUCAUUGGACAUCGCUCUUCCCCCAUCAGUUAUUCAAGAAUCUAUCGUCAUCAAGGCAAAGCUGUCAGGCGACAUAAUGGCACCGAGUAUCGACGGGUUGAGUAAACUGUUAACUUUUCCAACCGGAUGUGGUGAACAAACGAUGAUAGGGCUUUCCCCUGAUAUCUACAUAUUUAAGUACCUAAACAACACUGGUCAACUGACGUCAUCUAUUCAGCAGAAACUUUCAAGCUUCAUCAAACAGGGUUAUCAACACGAGUUGCUGUAUCAGCUGACAGAUGGUUCCUUUGCAACUUUUGCAACAAAUAGUAUAGGGAGCACUUGGCUAACCGCAUUUGUUGUUAAGUCGUUCAGUGAGGCUUCAGAUAUGGCUUACAUAAGUGAAGAUGUGAUUAUCGGAGCAGUCAACUGGUUAUUAGUACAACAAACUUCUGAUGGAUCAUUUCCAGAGAAACAUGCCCUCUACCAUAAGUACAUGCAGGGAGGGGUCAAAUCGGCAGUGGCCCUUGCUGCCUACGUGUCCAUAGCUUUGGGAUCCGUCAAGAAUCUGGAACAUAAAACGUCACGUUCGAUCAGUGAUGCCCAAAGAGAGGUUCUUCACUACCUGUCAGGUCAGCUUAACUCUCUUGAUGAGAACCACGCCCAUGCUUUGGCAAUAUCAGCAUAUGCUCUCACCCUUGCUCACAGCUCACUGGGAGAUGUCGCUAUGAACAAACUACAAGCUAUUUCCCAUUCAGAAGGAGAUGUCAAGUUUUGGACGGCAACCAAAACGACCAGUUUCCCGAAACGUCAACCCUGGAGUAGAGAAAAGCGGUUCUCCAAUCCCAUCGAUAUUGAGACAACAGCUUACGGUCUACUGGCACACGUUGUGCGAGGGGAACUCGGGGAGGGGCUCAAGGUCAUGAAAUGGAUUGUCCAUCAGAGGAACCCCAAUGGAGGUUUCACGUCAACACAGGACACUGUCAUAGCGCUAGAAGCUCUCUCUAGCUUCCAUACAUCACUUCAUAAAGCAACACAGCAGUCGACGCCACAUGUCACCAGCAUAGCGGCUACUGUUACGGCUGGUGGAGUAACUCAACAUAUCACCAUGGACGACACGAACAAAGACGUCCUUCAUCAACUGCUGCUUCCUGGAGACAGUAAGACGGUCAGAGUGAGUGCUACAGGGUCCGGACUAGGCAUAGUAGAGGUGGGGGUGUUCUACAAUGUCAAUGUGACUACUGAUGACGCGGCCUUCGACCUCACAGCUUCCAUAACCAAAGAAAGUGUUAAUACUAUCAAUGUGAGGAUUUGUACAAGAUGGCUGUUGUCUGGAUCAAGCGGCAUGGCGGUGAUACAAGCAGGCAUUCCCACAGGAUUUCAGCCUGAUCUCCAGACGAUCACCAGCUUACCUAGCCUUAAACGAAAGGAAUACAACAAUGGCAACGUUGAUCUUUACUUUGAAGAGAUCGGGUCAAGUCAAGUAUGUGUGGACAUGAAGGCAGGUCGGGUCGGAAUGACACUCAGAACACAGAAGUCGUUGGUUGUUGUCUUUGACUAUUACAAUCCAGCCAAUCAGAAAUCUGUUUUCUAUGUAUCCCCUGAGCUUGAAAAUGCCAAACUGUGUGACGUGUGCACAGACUGCGACGGCUGUGGCAAUCUGAUAAUUGGAUAACUGCAACGUAAGCCUGGAACAGGACAACCCAUCGACAUAUGACAACAUUCUUUGUUUCCUCAGUAAAUGUUUAUUUUGUUCUUAUUUCAAUAAACAGGUGCAGCGUU